Molecule: messenger RNA, 751 nt
Organism: Beta vulgaris subsp. vulgaris (sugar beet)
Lineage: Eukaryota; Viridiplantae; Streptophyta; Magnoliopsida; Caryophyllales; Amaranthaceae
Exons: 3
Coding region: 196-600 (134 amino acids)
Source: RefSeq, a predicted model, not a curated record
GUUUCUGGAGUUUGGACUGACGGCUAAUGUCACGGUAAAUCUCCGGAAACGUCCAGAAUUACAAACCCAUGUACUACUAUAUUAGACACGGUACCUUUCCUUCUUUUCUCCUACAACUUGGUAAAAAUUUCUCAGUUUAGAAAGCACACAAAACCAAAAAAAAAACAGAGAUUGCAAAAGCGGUAUCUGAAAGAAAUGGCGACAACUUCGGAAAAGCCAGUAAUGCUAGUGGGAAUAGAUGAGAGUGAAGAAAGCUUUUAUGCUUUAGAAUGGACACUUGAUCAUCUCUUCACACCUUGUGCUCCUAAUUUCCCUUUUAAACUCUUUCUUGUUUAUGCUAAACCUCCUCCUACUUCUUCUAUUGGUCUCACUGGUCCUGGAGCUGCUGAAGUUGUCUCUUUAGUGGAGGCUGAUCUGAAAAAAGCAACUACCAGGCUCAUAGAGAAAGCUAAAGAUUUGUGCCACUCUAAACUGGUUCAUGACGUCGCUGUGAAAGUUGUUGAAGGAGAUGCUAGGAAUGCUCUUUGUGAGGCUGUUGAAAAGCACCAUGCUUCUAUGUUGGUUAUGGGUAGUCAUGGUUAUGGAGCUAUUAAGAGGUAAACCGUUACAUGCGUAAAGAUUGAUAGAAACAUGCAAUAAUAUGAGCUGAAAUGUGAGUUUUUGGUUGGGAGACAACAACUAUCAUGCAAGUAGAAAUGUACAUCUCCAUGCUUUUUUGGUUAAACUGAUAGCUAAUAAGGGUAAUUCUAUA